AUGAAGCGAGAGAACGCUCUACUUCAGAUGGCUGGAUCAGCGAAUGGUAACUUUACUAAUCGAGGCAAGGCCAACACUCAACAUCACUCAAUCAUACUAAUUGUUGGAGGCUCGGGAAUUGGAAAGACUCGAGCUGGCUACGAGGUAUCACGUCUGUCUGACGAUCUACUCAAGGAGGUAAGCUACUCAAACCAUUCCUUCAUCCAGUCAAUGCAAGGUGCCGUCUACGUCUACCUGAAGUUCACCAAUGGUAUCUCAUACAAUGAUCACAUCGAUGUCAAUGUGCGAGAGUCUGUUCGAAUUGGAGCGCGACUGGCAGUGUCGCUCAGAAUGUUCAAUAUUGGCAACACUCCGCUGACCAGUCUCACACAGAUUGUUCAAUGUGUAGACUACUUUGACCUGGACAACAUCGUGACACAGCUCAAACAGGUCAUACGCUCAUCAAGACCAGUCUCGUCAGACCACCCCCUCGCUCUUCUAAUCCACAUGGAUGAGAUACAGUACUACACCCAGAAGACAGGCUCAUCAGACAUCCAGACGCUUCUCAACCAGAUUGGCUCCCUGAUGCAGAGGAGCACCGAUAUCUUCAUACUCCCUAUCUGCACAGGCACGUCCGACAGAGGCCGCAACCGUAUGAAGACUGGAUAUCACAACGUAUCAAUCGAUCUACAUCCCUUGGACAGACUCUCGUGCACAGGGAUCAUCGAGCAUCACUUCAGGACGGCCGGUGUCUCGCCCACAGACUUCAUCGGCACCUGCUCAUUUGAAGUGGGCCUUGGAGACACUGGCUACAUUCCAAAGGACAUAUCAUACUUCUUGCAAUUCUGCAUCACUACUCCUUAUCAAUUUGGCACCAAUUGCUUCAAAAUGAUCGACUCGCUCAACCGAGGCAACACUCCCGUGGACCCCAGGGACCUCAAGCAAAUAUAUGCCGACGCCUUUAUUGAAAGUCCAUUGAGAAUGGACUCAACAUUGCCAAGUGGCGCCACGGUUGACGAUCUGCGGCUCAAUGGCAUCCUCUACCUGCUUCCAUCGCCAAAGAAAAGAGAUUACUAUCGCCUCUACUUGUCAUUCUAUAAUCUCAAGAGCUUCAACCUAUCCAGCGAAUGCCCUUGGUUCCCCGAUGAUGUACUUAAGAUCCCCUCACGACAUGGCCAAUGGCGUUGGCAACAAUUUGAAACACUAUAUCCCUUCUUCCAACAAUGCCUCAUCCAAUCAUACUCUGGCGACCUCACAGUUCACAAGUUGUUUAGAGGUGCUUAUGGUCUUGACAUUAUUGGCGAAAUGCCCAUCGAAGUUGCCCCUCAAAAGGUGUGUUAUGAAGUUGAGCUGGGAAUGCAGCUCAGACCAAUCAAGACCAAGGAUAACCCUGACAGCAAGGUUGUAAUGGAGAGGGACUUGUUGGACUGCCAAUAUGUGUUCAUCUGCGAUCAGAACGCACCGAACAUUGACCAGAGGUUUGCUGUAAGGCUUGCCGACGGUCGAUACAUGGUAGUCUACACUCAGACCAAGCAUUCCAAACAGGACGUCAAGAACCCAAAGUACUCAUCAAAUGAUAUACUGGAGAACUCCAACCUGGCCUGUGCUGGCAUGAACUCUAUGGCCAGUUCAAAGGGGUGGUCAUCAGAGCAAUGGAUAGGUGUCUUUGUUAUCGUUACCAACAGACAGGUGGACGAAGAGGUCAUCCAACAAUUCGUCAAUCAAAGAGCGAAACCAGGCAAUCCGACCAAGCACAUCCGCGACAACCAUCACCUUCUGGUCAUCUCACGUGGCAACUUUGUUUCAUUCUUUGGCGAGACCUUUGCUCACAGAGGUCUACUGGUGGGAGAGAACCACCAGCCCCCGUCGCCGUCCAGCACCUCCACUCCCGAUGACAUGGAGGCCGACAACUUCUAUUAUUCACAGAAUUAA
Acytostelium subglobosum LB1 is the source of this 1911-nucleotide messenger RNA. RefSeq lists its product as hypothetical. The coding region runs from base 1 to 1911 and encodes 636 amino acids. The record is from RefSeq and is a predicted model, not a curated record. The transcript is spliced from 2 exons. NCBI's taxonomy places the organism in Eukaryota, Evosea, Eumycetozoa, Acytosteliales, Acytosteliaceae.